UCUAUAGAGAGUGGUCGUCGCUCUCAUUCUCCCUGAAUUUUGGUAUUUGAACAGAAUUAAUACAUUGUGAAUGCUUUUGUGCAUCAUUGUUGAGUUUAUAAUCAUCAGAAUAUUCGAGUCGUGUUAUUGAUGACAUGGAUAAGGAAACCGCCAUCAAAGCAAGAAUCGAGAAGCUGAGGCAGGAAAUUUACGCCAAACACUUGACUAAAUACGAUAUCCUCGAAAUGGAAAUGACACUCAUGUGGCCGGAGAGGGUGCAGCGGCUUGCGCCAGACCUCUUAGUUCCAUUGAGUUUUCACAAACUUCACUACGUCCUCGAACUGGUCUUGCAGAAACCGACCUACAGUAUCCUUAUCCCACUCUCCCGCAUGCUGAUCGCCAUCCUCGAAGGAAGCAUCGAACGAAUUCAAAACCCUAAACAUCCUGUAAAACUUUCCCCAGCCAUCGCCAAGCACAUAAGAAAACUUGUAUCAACCAUCAAUAUCAUCUUGGAAAUCAUCUGUCUUCCGAAACAUUGCGAUGGCGAGGUGGUUCAACACACAAAUCAAGUUGUUGUGUUUUGUUCACUUUUCAGAGAUGUUCUUAACGACAGCAUUUACAAAAAUUCAUUCAAAAACGAGAAGCUAAGAUUAAAUGCCACUUUUCACAGCAAUUUCUUGAUCCACAAGCUCAUCUCAAGCUUUGUUUUUGCUUCAAUGGUGAGAGGCGUUUUUGAAAAAGUUGGUGAGACGCUGCCUGUGAGGCGCUGCCGGACUGUCCAAGAGCUGGUGGAGUCGAGCGUAGCGACGGACUGCGCCAUCUGUGCAGACAAGAUGGCGACCACUGCUGACUACGCCUUGUUGUCCAGCUGCAUGCAUACCUUCUGUCUUCCAUGCUCCAAAGGGUGGUUCACUGACCAUUACUCCUGUCCAAUUUGCCGAGCGCAGAACUGCUUCUGGAUCAGCAAGACAGAACUGGAAGAGUACCAAAAGUUUUGUACGGAUAAUAUGAUAGAGAAAUUAAAAGAUAUCUCGGAGUACCCUGACACCAAGGACCUUCUAAACUGGAUUUUCCACGCGAGAUAAUUCCGUGUGUUUUAUGUUUCUUUUCGACAACAACAUGGAAUGCUGUUUGAAAUGAAAACUAACUUCAAUUGCACAGGGACGCCGAUAUUUGUUAAAUAUAAGAUAUGCUAUUUAUGGCUCUACUGACGUUACGUCAUAUUUUAAGCUUAGUUAUAAUUUGUCAUU
This is a messenger RNA of Hyalella azteca, 1229 nucleotides long. RefSeq lists its product as uncharacterized. Gene Ontology annotation, biological process: protein ubiquitination. The record is from RefSeq and is a predicted model, not a curated record. The transcript is spliced from 3 exons. Bases 135 to 1064 code for a protein of 309 amino acids. Lineage: Eukaryota; Metazoa; Arthropoda; Malacostraca; Amphipoda; Hyalellidae.